GUAGUAUUUAUAGGAGUUUUUCGUUAAUUUUCAGAACCGGAAAACCGAUCGCCCAAUCUGAUUCCAUACCCGAAUUACGAACAAAAUCGUUUGGCGCACAACAUGACCGAUCGAAUCGUGUCAGUGUUCCGCAUCAACGUGGACGCGUGUGACCGUCUGUGGCUGGUCGACACCGGUCUGAACGACGUUUGGGGCGAAGCCAACCCAGUACAGACGCCCAAGAUCAUGGUGUUCGACCUGAACACGGACACGUUGAUCAGGCAGUACACGUUCAGAGCGGACGACAUGAAGCCCGACUCGUUCUUCGCCAACAUCAUCGCGGACACGACCAAGGACACGUGCGACGACGCAUUCGCGUACGUACCGGACUUGGGCGCGUACGGGCUGGUCGUUUACAGCUUCGCGUCGAACACGUCGUGGAGGGUGAAGCACCACUUCUUCCAUUUCGACCCGCUGUCCGGCAACUUCCACGUGGGCGGCCACAACUUCCAGUGGACCGACGGCAUAUUCGGCGUGGCGCUGUCGCCGGUCAAGGAGGACGGGUACAGGACGCUGUACUUCCACCCGCUGGCCAGCACCCGGGAGUUUUGCGUGUCCACGCACAUCAUCCAGAACGCCAGCAUCGCGUCGGACAGCUACUACGAGUACAAGGUGCUGGGCUCUAGGGGCCCGAACACCCAGGCCAGCGGGUCGUCGCUCGACGAGGGAACCGGCGCGCUGUUCUACACCCAGAUAAACAAGGAUGGCGUGGGCUGCUGGAACUCGUUCCGGAACGCCGACGAGUACUCCGCCGACACCAAUCACCUGGUGGCGUCCGACAGUCAGACGCUCGAGUUCCCCAACGAUCUAAAGGUGGACAAGACGGGAACGCUGUGGGUGCUCUCCGACAAGCUGCCGCUGUACCUGUACAGAGGACUAGACCUCAACGAAACCAAUUACCGGAUCUUCAACGCCCCCGUCGUGGACAUAAUCAGGGGCACCGUUUGCGACAUAAAGUAGAUGUUAUAAGAGAUUAUGGUUCAUAUAUUAUACCAUUUUACUACCUACCAAUCAUCAAAGUCGCUGGUUCCUCAUCCCUCACGAAAUCCAGUACUUAUUUUACACUAUAUAUAUAAUAUAUACUACUUACGUAUUGAUUUUUUUUUUUWAAUAUAUUAUUUUAUAUUUUAUUGAA
This is a messenger RNA of Diuraphis noxia (Russian wheat aphid), 1174 nucleotides long. Its product is annotated as protein yellow-like. Gene Ontology annotation, cellular component: extracellular region. NCBI's taxonomy places the organism in Eukaryota, Metazoa, Arthropoda, Insecta, Hemiptera, Aphididae. The record is from RefSeq and is a predicted model, not a curated record.